Purpureocillium takamizusanense is the source of this 933-nucleotide messenger RNA. RefSeq lists its product as uncharacterized. The record is from RefSeq and is a predicted model, not a curated record. Bases 1 to 933 code for a protein of 310 amino acids. The transcript has 2 exons. Lineage: Eukaryota; Fungi; Ascomycota; Sordariomycetes; Hypocreales; Ophiocordycipitaceae.
AUGCCCUCUUCCUCGUCGCACCCGGCCUCAGGCCACCACACCUCGGCCAAUUCCAGCAGACGCACUCACCAUAGCUCGCGGCCCGGCCAGACAGCGUCAGAGUACGCCGAAGAAGUCAUGGAGCAGCUCAAGAACGCAAACACGCAGCUCAACAAGGCCAACUCGGAGCGCGACCGCUACAAGCACCUUUAUGAACAAGUAUUGGCCAAGGUGUCCCAAUCCAACGCCGCCAAAGACGACUUCAAGGCCCAGGCCCAGUCGCUCAAGGAACACUCCGCCUUACUGCGCGCCCGCGUCCAACAGCUCGAGGAUGAGAAUGACCAGCUGCUGUGCGAUAACGAGUUGUGGGACAAGGACUACACCAUGCUUGAAAAGAGCUACAGUGAGCUCGCCUUGCAACACGACACCCUGCUGGCGUCGAUGCCGGCGUCAUCAUCGUCGCACCGCAUGGCCACCCACCUGCCUGAGAAGCCCAAGCGGACCUCUCACCACAAGAAGAAGUCGUCGUCUUCUUCGACGCGCAGAGAGCACAAAGAGUCGUCGCCCUCGUCGCGCAGGAGCAACAAUAGCAAUGGCGACAAGGACCAAAAGGACCGAUUGUCGAAGCGCUUCGAAGAGAAGCGGUCGUCCGUGAGCGGGAGCCGGGGCUCGCGCCGGGAAAGCUUCAUUGAGGGUUGGGGUCCCGCCUCCGGAUCGUCAGCACCGGCUGCUCCACCCACGGCCGGGGUCACAGGCCGGUCGUUUGCUGGCUUCGCCACGUCGGGCCUUGGCCAACCUCCGGCCGUGUCGCCAUCGUACAACAAGGUGUCCUUCUCCUCGGUGCCCCGGACCGCCGCAAACCCGCUCAGCCCUGGCCUGUACAGCACCACGGCGCCAUACGACGGCGAGUACCACGACGAUGGCAACUACCAUGUGUACCCGGUGACGCGGUAG